CUUCAAACCAAGCUGCUUACCUAUUGCAGAUCCAGUCUUCCCAGCCUGGUGCAGGUAUACAAUUUUGUUUCUGGUGUCCUUUGACAGCUCUUUGGGUAUCAAUAACUAGGUGCUUAUUUUGAUAUCUAGUUAUGACUGAAUCAGAAAUACAGAUGUGGAGUAGAUGUCGAGUUUGUUUUAAAUUCUCAUAAAAAAUCUGAACUAAUCAAACAACACUUGUUGCUAUUUGUACUUGUUGAUAUAAUAUUCUUAUUUAAUGGAGAGGGAAAAAAACGUUUCCCUAAACUGCUUCAUAAUAUUAUAAUUCAAUGAAGGAAUAAAAAAGUUUCCUCCCUCCAGACAGCAGAUGGCAAUAUGUGUCUUUCAGGCGAUGUUUCUAGUGUGACGCAUAAUCUAGUGGACGGAACGCUUCUUCACAACUGUAGCCACCUCGGUAGCUCGCUAGCCAACAGAACAUUCAUGUUCUUUAGACAAUUUCGUGGUUUAAUUGCCUCUAUGAUUGAAACAUACUCAUGUGGGAACAACUAGAUACCCCAUUUAAUGUAAUAUUUACGUUGUAAGUCAACUAGCUGGCUGGUUAAGUUAGCACUAGUCUAGUCGCUAAUGCUAACUAGCCAUUAUCCCCGAACAUGAGUUCACCAAGCUACUCUCCUCCUGAUAAAGAAGAGGUGGUCUGCUGGACGGAGAAAGAAACUCUCGUGAAAGAGGAGGCGGAAGAGGAGGUUGUUACAAUACACAAACAAGUAGAGGGUGAGGGUGUUACCGUGAAAGAAGAAGAGAAAGACGCGUUCAGAGUGAAAGAGGAGGAGGAUGUUACUGUGAAAGAAGAGGAGGAAGAUGCUGUUUUUAGAGUGGAGGAUGAAGUGAAAGAAGAUGAAGACGUUUUUGGAAUGAAGGAUGAAGAGGGGGAGAUUACUGUCACAUUAGAGGAGGACGAAGAAGAGUUGACUGGAGAACUUAUUAACACCAGUAAAUACAGAGAGAGAUGUGAAUAUCGUGGAUCCUCUGGGGAGCCUCAAAAACUUCAUGAUGCUGACGAGGCAGAAGUCUCUCUCCAGAUCAGGACACCUCGAAACACCAGCAGAGACCCACAGGAAAUAAACUACACUGCUGCUCUGACUGUGGGAAACAUUGCAAAUCUUCAUCAGAACUUAAAAAUCACCAGCGAGUACACACAGGAGAGAAACCUUAUAGUUGUGAUCAAUGUGGGAAGAUUUUUACUAAAUCUAGCCAUCUGACUAGACACCAGCGAGUACACACAGGAGAGAAACCUUAUAGCUGUAGUCAGUGUGGGAAGAGUUUUACUCAGCUAAACAGCCUGAAAGAACACCAGAGAACACACACAGGAGAGAAAUCUCAUAGCGGUGAUCAAUGUGGGAAGAGAUACUCUGGUAAAAGAUCUCUGAUCAAACAUCAGAAAAAACAUACAUGAAGGAGUUGAAUUUGAAAAAUCAUAUCAAUUACAUAAUAUCACAAUGUAGAAUGUUUUAACAUUGUAGUAGGAGUAUUUUAAUGAUGUCACAAUGUAGAACCCUAAAUGUUUGUCCUCUGUUCUAUUGGUUUCAACAUUAUAUGGAUAUUUGCCUGAGGGAAAAUCCAGGCUCUGAAUUGAAAGAGUACUAUUUAUGUUAUUUAACAAAAAGUGACAAACAAAAAAAGAGUUGUGUUAAACUUACCACGCUGAUGACCCACUUGAGUCAAAAUGCAACACUUCAAAAUGUAGCUAGCUGUUUUCUACAAAUUGUCCUCUAACCAAUGAUGUACACAUUAUUCCCAGAUUCCGUGUGGUUUUUGAGCUGUUAGUUUUAACAGGACGUGCAACCUCAUUUCCCUUCUGUCACACAAAUGAUUUUAGCAUGAUAUCGAUGAGUUAUGACAAAUAAGUGUUGUGCUCCUUUGUUCAACGUCCCCUACAUUUAAAUGUAUCACGCCCAAAUUCAGCUGACUGUCCUCUGCAGGUUGUCCUCUAACCAGUGAGGGAAAAUAUUUAUCCAGUUUCCAUGUUUUGUUUUGUUGUUAGUUUCAACAGCACG
Oncorhynchus tshawytscha (Chinook salmon) is the source of this 2033-nucleotide messenger RNA. Its product is annotated as zinc finger protein 239-like. Lineage: Eukaryota; Metazoa; Chordata; Actinopteri; Salmoniformes; Salmonidae. The record is from RefSeq and is a predicted model, not a curated record. Gene Ontology annotation, cellular component: PcG protein complex; transcription regulator complex. The coding region runs from base 630 to 1238 and encodes 202 amino acids. Gene Ontology annotation, molecular function: RNA polymerase II cis-regulatory region sequence-specific DNA binding; DNA-binding transcription factor activity, RNA polymerase II-specific. Gene Ontology annotation, biological process: regulation of transcription by RNA polymerase II. The transcript has 2 exons.